Cylicocyclus nassatus is the source of this 1496-nucleotide messenger RNA. The record is from the annotation of a GenBank genome assembly. Lineage: Eukaryota; Metazoa; Nematoda; Chromadorea; Rhabditida; Strongylidae.
GCUUAUAACUCUCUUCAAAAUAAUGCCUUGCGGCUGGGAACACAUUUUUGGGAUCGGCGUUUCAAGCGAUUCUUGAUGUGUACGUUUCUUUUUGGAAGGGGAGAGCUAGAUGCCUUCCGUUGUCGGAUGUACGGUACCGCUAGUCGAUGUAAUCCGCUACUUCGUGGUAAAGCAUGUUGAAGUCUAUAUUUAGAAUCGAUAUUAAGUAGAGCUCAGAUAUCUUCGUUGCGCAUAUGCGGUAGCCGUUGUUUAUCGCACCGAUCUAAUCUAUAUUUCCAUCCACUUCCUUCCACCAUGUUCAUUAUUGGAAUUUUGAUUUUAAUGUCUACCUCAAGUGCGGAGAGUCCGCUGGAUUUUGCGAAGCCAUCACGUGAUGGAAAUCGCUUUGCCAAUCCUCCAUCCUUCAAAAAUUGGACUGGCGUCCCCACUUUUUGGAAUAUAAUCAAAUGGAGAGUUUCGGAAACAGACCACUCCAAUAUACCCGACGAAAAGAAAAUAUUGGAUGAAACUAUCCCUGUGCACAGUAUAACCGAGUUCGAGUCGAAAAACAAAUCGAGCAUGUUUGCUACAUGGCUGGGACAUGCUACAGUUCUUGUGGACAUGGAAGGAAUACGAUUUAUCACUGACCCAGUUUGGUCUAAACGAGCGUCGUUUUUCCAGUGGUUCGGGCCUAAACGCUAUCGUCCACCUCCAAUGAAAAUUGAAAACCUACCCAAGUUGCAUUUCGGAGUCAUCUCUCACGAUCACUACGAUCAUCUCGACUCCGACGCUGUCGUGAGAAUUAAUGAACUGAAUCCAUCUAUGCGAUGGUUUGUACCUCUUGGUAUGCAGGAAUGGAUGGAAUCAAUUGGCAUUCAAAACUCACCUCUGAAUCCAAAAAAGGUUACAGAAUUGGAAUGGGGUGAAAAUGAGUCAUUCCACACUGAAGGUAAAGAUGUGACCGUAUGGUGCGUGCCUGCUCAGCAUUGGGGACAAAGAGGUGUUUUCGACAGAAAUAAGAGACUGUGGUCUGGAUGGGCGGUGAUGACACCAAACCGUCGUUUCUAUUAUACCGGCGACACAGGUUUCUGCGAAGAUGAGUUCAGGAAGGUUGGAAAACACUUCGGCCCGUUUGAUCUUGCAGCUAUCCCCAUCGGUGCAUAUGCUCCACGGUGGUUUAUGAGAUCGCAGCACAUCGAUCCACACGAAGCUGUAGCCGUACACGAGCUUGUAAGAUCCAAAUUCUCAUUGGGAAUUCAUUGGGGAACUUAUCAUAUGGGUUCCUACGAAUACUACCUCGAGCCCAAAAAUGUACUCAAGGAUAUCAUGAAAAACAGGACUGAUCUCCCACCAUUUCUGACUCUCGAAAUGGGUCGAAUAUGGGAAGAAGGUGAAAGCGAGGAGGAAACCACGUCAUCAUGAACCGUUAAACGAAGAUUAUUAUGUAAUUUUCAAAUAAUUCGCUACGGCCAUGGCUCCAAAAAAUCAUAACAGCAAUAAAGAUUUUAUUUUUCUAA